Chenopodium quinoa (quinoa) is the source of this 1720-nucleotide messenger RNA. RefSeq lists its product as uncharacterized. NCBI's taxonomy places the organism in Eukaryota, Viridiplantae, Streptophyta, Magnoliopsida, Caryophyllales, Amaranthaceae. The coding region runs from base 506 to 1018 and encodes 170 amino acids. The transcript has 6 exons. The record is from RefSeq and is a predicted model, not a curated record.
GCCAAUUUUCAUUUUGGAGGAUUAAACGAAAAUAUUGGCGGGUCCCCAAAAUUUCACCCAAUUAACCUGAAAAAUGUUGAAUACUAAAAAGUUUAUGCCCAAAAAAUUUCACUCUCUCUGUCCUCCUUCAGUUUGUAAACUCUUGGCUUUCUAAGAAUUUUGUUUUGCCAAAACCCAAUUCAAGUAUGUGAAAAACCAUUGUUCUUGGGAAUUGCCGCCACCCUCUGUUAACGUGGGUAGUUGUAACUGUCUUCAAAGGGUUGCUAAAGUAUAUACAUAGUUGUCUGCCUAAAUCCACCAACACAAAACCCUAGAAUUGGUGACUGAUGUAGGGGUGACACCGUGUUGUUGAAAGUGUGAUAGUUGCUAGCUUUAGUCUGCUGGUGAUGCAUUGUAGACGCAAGGAUUGUUGGUAACACUUUGGAAUUUGCUUUUAUUUUGGCCGUCAUCUAAAAGGUUUUAUGAUUCUGAGGUUACUAAUGCAAUUGUUAAUACAUCCUAUAAGAUGUAUUUUCGUGGACCAUGGUGUAAUUGGUCUAUGGUUCCCCCAGAAGCCCGAGCUCUAUGGUGGAAUGCCUUUAAGAAAAAAUUUUCAUGGGAUCCUUCGGUGGCUAAGGAUGUGAAGAAAGGAUGGGAGACGAAAUGCAAGAGGCGAUUGACAGGUGUUAUAUCAACAAUGUGUACAAGGAAAAACUAUUCUGCUACGUGGUGUGCUCCAAGCAUUAAAUUACAUAUAAUGAAGCUUAGAGAAAAGGAUGAGUUCAAAGAAAAGUCAAAGCAAUGUUCCUUGAACAAAAAGAACCCUGAAAAAGAAAUGCCACUUCACUGUAAGGGUUCCAAAUCAUCUGUCAAGCUAAGGAUUGAUCUGGAGCAGAAGCUAAAGCGUAAGGUAACUGUAGCCGAGGUCUACCGCGAAGCUCAUGUGAACAAGAAACAAAAGUUUGUUGAUAAGACCUCUGAAAAUGUUUGGGCUAAUUUUGAGAAGAAGAAAGCUGAUAAUUUAGAAGUUCCAGAUUAACGACCAGAAGAUGAGUUAUUUUUGGAGUCUGUAGGUGGAUGGAAGAAUGGGAGGAUAUAUGGUUUAGGUUCAGCAGCUAAUGAUUUCUAUGAGAAACCUUGUAAAGAUAGUAGUGUUAAGAAAGCGAGAAUUAAUCAUGUUAAUCAUCUCGAGAGUCAAGUGGAGCAAGUUAAUUCAGAGAAUGCCCAACUGAAACAACAAUUAGAUGAAACAAAGGGUGUCCUCACUGCAACUACUGAAAAAUUGGAUCAAACAAAUCAGAUUGUGAAGACUCUACAACAACAAAUGCAAAUUCUUUUGAGUGGACAUUUUGAUGUGAUUGGUACUGCUUCGUCAACUAAUCUCCCGCCUACACCCCAUGUUCCUUAACAUUUUAAGAAUAGCAAUUUGAUAUAUGAAGUACCAGGUCCUUGAAAUUAUUGAUCAGUCUUUUGCCGUGAACUUUUUUUUAUUUUUCAAGCAGUUUAUUUAGUAAUGUAACAUAGCAGGUGGGCUCCCCUAUAUUCAAGGAGUAUAUAUGACAUAGUUUUGGGCACUUUUUGUAAAUGGUACUCUAACGUUGACUUAGAUUAGUUCUAAGUAGUAGGCCUGCUCUUUUUUUUGUGAGCAAAAUAUUGUUAUCAAGGCUAAUAUCCCUUGUAAUUUUAAUACAUUAUUGCUACUAAUUUACAAUGUUUAACUAAUGAGCUUAUUUUAAAAUCA